Molecule: messenger RNA, 446 nt
Organism: Mus musculus (house mouse)
Lineage: Eukaryota; Metazoa; Chordata; Mammalia; Rodentia; Muridae
Product: predicted pseudogene 6195
Exons: 1
Coding region: 1-360 (119 amino acids)
Source: RefSeq, a predicted model, not a curated record
AUGAAGGACAUAAUGGGGCACCCCAAAGCGCGCAUCAACACCAGCAUGUUACCACAGUAUAUCGACCAGUCCGUGUGCUUCGUGGGGAAGCUAGAAAAGAUUCAUCCCACUGGAAAAAUGUUUAUUCUUUCAGAUGGAGAAGGAAAAAAUGGAACCAUUGAAUUGAUGGAGCCACUUGACGAGGAAAUCUCUGGGAUUGUAGAAGUAGUUGGAAAAGUCACAGCCAAGGCGACCGUGCUCUGUGCGCAUCUUAUACCCUGUUUAAGUAAUCGCUUUGAUCUUGAACUUUACAAUGAAGCUGUGAAAAUUACCAAUGAGUUUCCUCAGUUUUUCCCUUUAGGGCUUCCACAACAUGAAUGAGCUUCUUCAAUUUCUUAAGAUUGCCAGUAAGCUACAUUGAAGGCUAUUAAAGAAGACUCCUGCAGUUUAAUGGAGCGACUCCUAUA